GCCGGAUSUGGCAACCCGCUCCACUUCCUGUCCCCAGCGGCUCGCAGCCAUGAUGCAGGAAGGGCUGGACGACGGACCCGAUUUCCUCUCCGAGGAGGACCGGGGGCCCCGGGCGGUGAACGUGGACCUGGAGAUGGACGCCACGCUGCAGGUGGACAUCUCUGAUGCUCUCAGUGAGAGAGACAAGGUGAAGUUCACCGUCCACACCAAGAGCACGCUGCCUAACUUCAAACAGAACGAGUUCUCUGUGGUCCGACAGCACGAAGAGUUCAUCUGGCUGCACGACUCGUUUGUGGAGAACGAAGACUAUGCAGGAUACAUUAUCCCCCCGGCCCCUCCCAGACCAGACUUUGAUGCCUCCAGAGAGAAGCUGCAGAAGCUGGGAGAGGGAGAAGGAUCCAUGACCAAGGAGGAGUUCACCAAGAUGAAGCAGGAGCUGGAGGCAGAGUACCUGGCCAUCUUUAAGAAGACGGUGGCCAUGCACGAGGUCUUUCUGUGUCGUGUUGCCGCUCAUCCUGUCCUCAGGAAGGACCUGAACUUCCACGUCUUCCUGGAGUACAACCAGGAUCUGAGCGUACGAGGGAAGAACAAGAAGGAGAAACUGGAGGAUUUCUUUAAGAACGUGGUGAAAUCAGCAGAUGGUGUCCUGGUGGCUGGAGUCAAGGACGUGGACGACUUCUUUGAGCACGAGAAGACGUUCCUGUUAGAAUAUCACAACAGAGUGAAAGAUGCUUCGGCCAAAUGUGACCGAAUGAUCCGCUCUCAUAAAAAUGCUGCUGACGACAUGAACAGAAUCGCCUCAUCCCUCUACACGUUAGGAACACAGGACUCCACGGACCUCUGCAAGUUCUUCCUGAAGGUGUCGGAGCUGUUUGAUAAAACAAGGAACUCAUCGACUUCAAGACGAGAAGAGUGGCAGCGUUCAGGAAGAACUUGGUGGAGCUGGCAGAGCUGGAGCUCAAACAUGCCAAGGGAAACCUCCAGCUGCUGCAGAGCUGCGUGAGCGUCCUGAAAGGUACCACUUAACUGUCGGACCCGACCCGACCCGCUGUGAGGACGGACGGCGCUGAGAACUGUGGACCAGAGACACAACAGAGACAGGAAGUGACACAAAGUCUGUUUUCUUCAUCACCAAACACCCAGACCCCCUGCUGGGUCAGACCCCCUGCUGGGUCAGAACCCCUGCUGGGUCAGAACCUGGACAGGUCCUCCUGACACACAGUCAGAACUGCAGCACCUCCUGUUCUUUCUGAUCCAGCAGGACCACCCAGGUCAGUUUGGAGCUUGGAUGGAUCCCUGCAGUCUGGAUCCAUCCUGGUCUGACCCACUCAGCUGGAUUUGAUUCAGAACCCGGGCCCGGUCCUUCUUUAAGCCCUCCCUUUGGGUUUUUAUUCUGUUACCUAAAAAACUGAUCGGUCCAGUCUGGUUCUUCUGGUCCCCCUGUAGAACAAACUGGAUCCAGUCUGGUUCUUCUGGUCCCCCUGUAGAACAAACUGGAUCCAGUCUG
Molecule: messenger RNA, 1507 nt
Organism: Austrofundulus limnaeus
Lineage: Eukaryota; Metazoa; Chordata; Actinopteri; Cyprinodontiformes; Rivulidae
Gene: snx6
Product: sorting nexin 6
Biological process (GO): retrograde transport, endosome to Golgi
Cellular component (GO): endosome
Molecular function (GO): phosphatidylinositol binding
Source: RefSeq, a predicted model, not a curated record